AUAUUAAAAAAAACAAAACGUGCGAACAAUCAUUAGAUUUUAUUUACUAUUUCUUUUGAGAACGUAUAAAUAUUAAAUGUUUUAAAAGUUCAAUUUGAUUAAUUGUUAAAUCUUUUUGAAAUGGAAGACAUUUCUGAAGUAUUGAAUCAGAAGGCAGCCAAAGACCAAGCUGCCCAACGUAGUGUAGCUGUUUCCAAAGUUUUGGAACCGGAAAUCGAUUUGGGGACGUUACUUUGUUUUGACUCUAAUGAUUUUGACACUAAACAACUUCGAUCUGAUCAAGAGUCUUAUUUGGCGAACGAAACUCGUGAUAAUGUGCAAUUGUUAAUUAACAAACUGUUUGAAUUGCCCAUGAAAACUGAAGAAGGUUAUAUGUAUGUUGAUUUGCCAGAACCAAGGUAUAAUAUCCCUAGAGAAAAACCUUUGCCAGCACCUAAAGCGCUCACUAAAUGGCAGAAGUUUGCUAUCGAAAAAGGUAUUAAGAAAACUCCCAAACCUAAGAAGUCAUGGGACGAUAUACUCCAGAAAUGGGUUCCGGCUUAUGGUUAUAAAAAAGCAGCCGCAGAAAAAGAAAAAGAUUGGAUUUUGGAAGUCCCAGGAAAUGCGGCCGAUCCGAAUAUUGAUUUGUUUGCUCAAAAAAGAGAAGCCAAGAAAGAACGAGUGGCCAAAAACGAAUAUCAAAGAUUACGUAAUAUCGCCGCCUCUCGUAAAAUCAAAGUUCCUACUGUCGGAUUACCACCGCUAGAAGGCACCUUACAUUCAAGCCAGUUAAAAACGGCUGUUGAUGUUGCAAGAAUUUCGACCGCGUCAGUGGGUAAAUUCCAACAAAAAUUAAAAAAAGAAGAUCUAUCACAAAAGAAAAGCAUACCGGGACUGAAAAAAGAAAAAGUUCCUGCCAAGAGCAUGAAAGAAGAAAAACAAAGCAGUCUUCAAAUAUUAGAAUCAAUUAAUAACAAAAAGCCUAAAUUCAAUUUGGAAAAAGCUGCAAAUAAAGCGAUCCAUGCGGAAGAAUCACAGAGAUUUAGAGCGAAACAAGAUGGUGAUAAAAAGAAAGGAGGACGUGGUCGCAGUAAGAGUUCUUUCAAGAGACCUACGGCAAACACUGGAAAGCGUUUGGGUAAACAGAAAGGUGGACACAAACGUAGAUAAACUGUUUGAAACUGAUUAUUAUUAUUAUUAUGGUUUUUUACAAUGUGUAUUAAACGUUCUUAAUGAGUUUGUUAAUAAAAUAUGCAUAACAAAUCUA
Molecule: messenger RNA, 1246 nt
Organism: Adelges cooleyi (spruce gall adelgid)
Lineage: Eukaryota; Metazoa; Arthropoda; Insecta; Hemiptera; Adelgidae
Product: ribosome biogenesis regulatory protein homolog
Exons: 6
Coding region: 121-1149 (342 amino acids)
Biological process (GO): endonucleolytic cleavage in ITS1 to separate SSU-rRNA from 5.8S rRNA and LSU-rRNA from tricistronic rRNA transcript (SSU-rRNA, 5.8S rRNA, LSU-rRNA); ribosome biogenesis; ribosomal large subunit biogenesis
Cellular component (GO): nucleus; nucleolus; preribosome, large subunit precursor
Molecular function (GO): protein binding
Source: RefSeq, a predicted model, not a curated record